This is a messenger RNA of Rhinocladiella mackenziei CBS 650.93, 1353 nucleotides long. RefSeq lists its product as uncharacterized. Gene Ontology annotation, molecular function: transaminase activity; pyridoxal phosphate binding. The transcript has 2 exons. Bases 1 to 1353 code for a protein of 450 amino acids. Lineage: Eukaryota; Fungi; Ascomycota; Eurotiomycetes; Chaetothyriales; Herpotrichiellaceae. The record is from RefSeq and is a predicted model, not a curated record.
AUGGGUUCCCUAGAUCGCACGACUCUCGCGGCUGCCCUCGAGCAGGCUCAUGGAGAAUAUUUGCAAAAACACCCUUUAUCUCGAAAGAAUCAUGAAGAAGCGUGUCGAUAUAUGCCAGGCGGCAACACACGAACAGUCCUGUACACCACACCAUUUCCACUGACUAUUGACUCAGCCAAUGCGUGCCAUCUAACUACCGUUGAUGGUAAUACUUACGUCGACUUUUUGGGUGAAUAUACUGCAGGGAUCUAUGGCCACAACCAUCCUGUCAUUAAGGAUGCCCUGCAGAUGGCAUUAAAGGACGGCUGGAACUACGGAGGCCACAAUAAAAUGGAACCCCAUCUGGCGCGUGCUGUGUGCGACCGGUUCCCGGCGAUGGAGCUCAUCCGGUUUGUCAACUCUGGCACUGAGGCAAAUAUGAUGGCAAUUGCUACAGCACUGGCUUUCACGGGCAAAAAGAAGAUUCUCUUGUUCAAUAAAGGAUAUCACGGUUCAACGAUAUCAGGAAGAACGCCCUCAAAUAAGGCUUCGAUUAACUUGCCCCACGACAUCGUUGUUGGGACAUACAAUGACGUCGAAGGGACCAAGCACCUAAUACAUUCUCUUCCAAAGGAUUCUCUGGCUGCUAUCUUGGUCGAGCCCAUGUUAGGCAGCGGAGGAUGUUACGCCGGCACAGCGGAGUUCCUCAACAGUCUUCGGCAACUGAGUAAGGAAGCUAAUGCUCUUUUGAUAUUUGACGAAGUUAUGACUAGCCGGUUGGGUUACCAUGGCCGAGGAUAUCAUAUGGGCGUGGUUCCCGACUUAAUGACCUUGGGGAAAUGGGUUGGCGGAGGCAUGAGUUUCGGCGCCUUUGGUGGCAGGAAAGACAUUAUGAAACUGUACGAUCCACGAGACGGCACCCUCGAACAUCCCGGCACAUUCAAUAACAACGUCUUUACUAUGAUGGCGGGAGUCGCCGGAUGUGGAUUGUUGACAGAGGAGAAACUGAACGAAUUGAACGGUCUGGGGGACUCGAUGCGCCAACAAAUCGAGGCUGUCCUCUCGAAGAGAGACAUCGAAGGAACGCUACCCUCCAGCCCAAUCACAGACGACAUGCAUUCGCCUCAACAUCCUCAACGGCCGCCAAAGAUGUUCAUCAAGGGAGUAGGGAGCCUCAUGGCCAUCCAAUUCGCUGGCCCGGACAAAGACCUCUUGCAGGGAAUCUUCUACCACCAUAUGCUCGACAAGGGAAUCUACAUGGCCCAACGGGGAUUCAUUGCUUUGAACAUCAUGCUCACCACACAGCACGUGACGCAAUUUAUGGAGGCCAUGGAAGCCUUUUGUGAUCGAUGGGAGGCAUUCUUGAAAUGGUGA